This is a messenger RNA of Cydia splendana, 6653 nucleotides long. RefSeq lists its product as uncharacterized. The transcript is spliced from 11 exons. The record is from RefSeq and is a predicted model, not a curated record. Gene Ontology annotation, cellular component: exocytic vesicle; plasma membrane. Gene Ontology annotation, molecular function: neurexin family protein binding. Bases 176 to 5791 code for a protein of 1871 amino acids. NCBI's taxonomy places the organism in Eukaryota, Metazoa, Arthropoda, Insecta, Lepidoptera, Tortricidae. Gene Ontology annotation, biological process: exocytosis.
ACGGGUCUGAGGCAGGUAUCGCGCGGCGCCUUGUCUUACCGGUCAAACGACAACGAUCGAACGAAACGCCUCCAUAAUAACGAACAAUUGUAUAUGUAAAUAAACUAUGCUAUGAUAUUUUAAGAACUUACAGUGUCGUGUGUGUUACAAUUAAACAGACACAAAUGAAACGACAAUGCAGACAGCAAGAGAGUCAAGCAGGCAGCGACGGAGCAACAAACGGCGAAACUCCAGAAAAAAAUCGCUCUCACCGUCCGACCUAAAAUGCUACGAUAAGUCAGACAAUCGCUCCCUCUCCGAAGGCACGAAAGCCAAGCAUAGAAAAAGCAAUAUAAGGAGAACUUUAACGCAUCCGUUCACCGGCGACCAGGAUGCGACGAUGAUAGGAGUGUUUAACCGUGAAGUGAAGGCCCCGGUGCCUGAGAGUGACGAGUCCAACAUCCCUCCGACGAGCAGCGACAGGGACACGGAGGAUGACGCGCGUGUGUUGAAGUCUGUGAUCAACCGGUCCCGAUGGGAUUCCGGGAGUGAGAUGGACUCGUUGGUGUCGACUGUGGUGAGGCGCGCCUCGGCCCGACGACGCAGGAUGCCAGCAAACCCAGAGUGGGGCGUCAGCAGCGAACCGGGCGAGGCAAGCGAGCCGGAGGCCGGUCGUAUGCGUCCCGAGGACUACCGCCUCGUGUUCCUCAGCUCCGACUCAUCGUGCCGCGAGGACACGGAGGACUCGUCGUCCACCGCCUCCUCCGCCGCGCCGCUCGCGCCCGACGACUGCGACUGGGACUACUUCGAGCCGGGCGCGGCGGCAGCACCUCCACCACCCCCCAGACACGUCCCGCAAGCCUGCCCCAGGACGUGCUCCUGCGGCGCUGAACCGAGAAUAGUUGCCGUCCCUGUCCCCGUGCCGGUCCCCGUACCUGCCGCCCUCUGGCCCGCUUUAUUAGCUUUCCCCCAAAACCCACCGACGCCACACUGGAACACCUACCCCGGCUUCCCGCCCCUCGAUGCCGCAGCCUUCGCCCGCCUCACGACGGCCGCCGCUGUCGCCGUCACCGCCGCCGCCACCGCCACCGCCAACGCUCUUCCCCAAACGAAAACGCUUGAAAUGACCACCGUAGAAAGGACCGAUAAAGCUAUACAGUCCGAAACGUCACAAACAGAAUCUCGCGAUAGCGAUACCACUGAUAACGUUAUCAGUGAUAUCGUUAUUGAACGGCCAGUUGAAUGUGAAACGUCAGAUGAAAUAAAGGUAAUUGCAAAACAGGACUUAUCAGUAUUGUCGGAGGCCCCGGACGCGAUGCCCGAACAUUUGGACGCCGAAAAAGCGUUUAUAUCGUCAAACGAAUCUGGUGAUUCUAGUGAUUCCGACGCGGGUGUUGAGAGGCGUAGCUAUGACCUGACGAGCGGGGCGCCGGAGGAGCCGGCCACCUCUGAUGAAGACUCAGAUGACUCCGGGGGCGGCGGUGGGCAGUUUUCGAGAGUGUUCGUCGUCAACCCCGCCGACUCCUCCUCCGACAUGGAAGACAACGCCGACAGCAGCGGCAUCGACUGUGAUGAUUCCUACGACAAAAAGUCUGAUAGCUUAGAAAUUGCCGUUGAAGUGAUUAUGCAAAAUGAAGCCAACAUUAAUGAAGAAAGCUGUAGCCAAAACCAGGACAACGUCGUGCUUUUAGAGUCAGUUAAGUUAAACGAAGUUAUUCCUGUUAUCCCAUAUGGAAGUGACAACGAAAACUGUGAAUCGAAAAAAUCCAAUUUUAUGAAAUUCUGUAAUGAAAAUAUGCUCCGAAGCGAAACCUGCGAGGAAUUUAAUAGCUUUAAUGCAUCGUGUAGUACGGAUUAUAACACUUUAGAUAGCAACGAAAAUAAAGAUAAUGAUAGCAAUAGAAGUAUUACUCCAUCAGAAAACAACGAGUGCGACUCGCUGGACGAUGCGUUUACUACAGAAAGUGACAUGAAAGUAAAAGUAUCCGUCGAGUUGCCUAAUGAGAAACAUAACAAUGAGGAAUUCAUUUAUGACGAAAUUUCGCACGGGUUGUUGACGAAAUUAGCGCCAUCGCCUGAGCCCGCGGCUGAUAACCCAAGUUUGCCGCCUGUUGAAAAAAUAGACCUGUUUAAAGGUAUCGAACGUACGCUCAGUGAACUAUUGAAGAAAGAAUUACUGGAAGAGCAAGAGGAGGAGAAAAUGCACGGCGUGGGGCCGGUUUGUUUAGAGGCGGGGGGCGCGGGCGCACCUGCCGCGGCCGCGGUGUCAACAGUAUGCCGCUCGCGCACGGCCGGUACGGACGGCUCCGCGCGCUUCACUAGCCGCGUUAUGAUAACACACGAUCGCGUCUCCGUCGUCACGUCGGAUACGACACGGCUCAUGCGCGACAUAACAGUGCACCACACCAACUCGGUGAACGAAACCAACCCCGACGCGAGCUCUCAGCAAAACGAUAAUGACGAACGAAUGUCCGACGACGAAGCGCUGCAGCCUUCGGGCGGCGUGACGGUUGUUAGCAACGCCGACACUCUCUCGGCCGUCGUGUGCCUCGAGGAGGGGCUCGCCGACGACGACUCUUGGGUCGAGGACGUCAGCCAUGACGAGGAUGAGGUCACCUCGCCCUCCGACUCCGACUCGGGGGAUGAAGCGACCUUACCCACGCGGGGUGAAGAAUUUUCAUACUGUCGGCGUUCCUUAGACUUCACUUUACACACGAUUGUCGAAGAAAGUUGUGAAGAAAGUGAAUCGGAGCAUACAGUGAAAAAACCGCGACCCAUAUCGGCUACCGAGUUGGAAAAAUAUUUCUUUUUCGGCCUCGGUGAUGGUAGAAAUAUUCGAGACGAUGAGGAGCAUAUGUCGGAAACGUCAAGUGUGUGCAGUGAGGCUGCGGAGUCUAUUGUUGAUAAUGAGCAGCCGGAAAGAAGUGGAGACAAUGACGAGCUGGUAUCAUCACGGUUGGAAAAAUAUUUCUUGUCUGGAUUUAUGGGCUUCAAUCAGGAAAGGCGCGACUCAGAUGGCUCAGGUAGCGUUGGCAGUGAUAGUGAGGGAAAACAGAGCCCCGAACAAAGGCGGAAACGUCCUUUACGAGCCCGUGGUACCCCGCGCUCACACUCAUCGUCAUUAGAUAACUUAUUGACUGGGGAAGAGCCAUCGCAGGACGCACAGGAAGUGUCAGAUGGAUCGAGCACCGAAACCGAUGAUCGACACGACUCUUCGGAGCGCCUCGAUUCACAAGGUGAUUCUAAAAGGAAAAAGCAAAGUAAAAAAACUAGAGGUUCCCCAGCGGACGAACGGCGCUUAUCAACCGAGUUCGCGGAGGAAACUCGAGACGACACUAGAUCUGUUUCGGAGGGUGAAGACGGCAGGUUAACGCCCCGACCCGAAUUUCCGCCGCUUGGAUCUGAGCUAUCUGAAUCUAAAAAACAAACAAGCCGAGAUAGCGGCUUCGUGGGCAGUUGUGAUGAUCUCUUGAGGAAUGGCGAUUCUAGUUCAGAUUUUACCCGAUCUCAGGAGCCUAAAGUAGAAUUAGAGGAGAUUAUUGAGGAAAUAAGGCCCGACAUCGAGGAACGUAUCGAAGGUCCCCCAUCGUCCCGUCCCCCACCCACACCCCUAAUACGUAAGGAUAGCUUUAAUAACUGGUCGUCCGAUGAAGAGACAAACCUUAUGAUGACCAAAAUGCGCCAAUUCUUCAAGCAAAUGAUAAAUUCAGCGAAUGUUCGCGCAUCAACACCGCAGUCAUCUAACUCGGAAAGUUCGCGCCCGCCGAAACCACCACAAUUAUUAUACUUUGAAAGCGAACUGACGCGACUUAUGAAAACAGUACCCGGAAUCCGGGAUGAGGAAGUGCGCGAAAUAGUCGAAUAUUUAUCAAGCGAGGACACCUGGAGCGAUUCUUAUGAUUCGUCCGAUUAUGCCGGCUCAGAUUUAGAAGGGACCGCGGCGAAUCGUUCGGCCUUGAGAAAACAGAUAUCGGAGAGUUGUCGCGAGAUAAUUGACGAGUUCGAUCGUGGAAAUGGCGAGGGUGGUUCGCUGGAGCGUGACGCGGCCGGCGCGUACCAACGGCUGGCGGCGACGCUGGGCCGUGCGGGAGAGGGAUCGCCACCUCUCUUCGGGAAGGUGAUGCGACAUAUAGGGGGUAGGCUAGUGGCGUUAAUGCAUGAAGUGUCUGGUGGUGUGCCGAGUACGGACGAUGAUAGUGCGUCGGAGCCGGGAGCGUUGGCCCGGAGUCGUUCCCACGACAUCCUGGAACCCACGGCUAGUCGUGGAAGUGUCGCGAGUGAUAGUGAACGGUUUUCGUGGCGUGGUAGUUUCGAGUCCGCCUUGCUCGCGGCGGACUCGCGCGGGACUCUAGGAGGUGGUGGUGAAGCUCGGCGCUCGCCGGCGGGCGCUGAGCUGGCUGCCCAGAAGUCGCAUUCGAGGAGUUGCGGUGCCAUCGGUGGCAGCGAGGACCGACUGUGGCGGGGCAGACGGCGGGCUUCUGCGCCUGACGCUGAGUCAGAAGAAGAACAGCGCGCCGGCUCCCUCCCCCGCCUACCCUCCAUCGCGGGCACCGCCACCGCGCCCGCCGGGCCCGUCAAGUCGGCGCGAUACCGCGCACCUGGAUUCCGCACGGCGACGCGGGCGGCGUCAGCGCCGGGGCUGCACGCGCCGCGCCGACGCCGACCGCCGCCGGCGGCAGUGCAGCCGUCGCCUGCUGCGCCUGCUUCCGCGCCUAGCUUACAAGAUGAGACGUACAUAUCGGAGUCGGUGUCGCCGGGCCACGCCACGCUGCCGCGGCGCUCCAACUCGCCGCUGCCGCACGAGCGCGACCUCGAUCGGUUCUCGCUCAACAGGAGUGGCCUUCAGAACCGCUCGGAAUCCAUGGCAUCGGUAUACUCGGGCGCAGGCGAGGGCAUGCGCGGCAGCGUGACUGUGCGAGGGGAUGUGCAGUUCUCUCUGCUGUACAACUACCGGCUAGGAGCGUUGGAGGUCGGAGUGCGGAGGUGCAGAGACCUCGCGCCUGUCGAUGUCAAGAGGAAUCGGUCGGAUCCCUAUGUUAAGGUGUACUUGUUACCGGACAAGUCCAAGACUGGCAAACGGAAGACGAAGGUGAAGAAGAACACGCUCAACCCGAUAUUCGAGGAGACGCUGAGCUUCGUGCAGCCGCUGGCCUCGCUGUCUUCACGGACACUGUGGCUCAGCGUGUGGCACGCCGACAUGUUCGGCCGGAACGACUUCCUUGGCGAGGUGACGCUGCCGCUGGCCGACGUCGUGUUCGACGACCCCGCGCCCAUGUGGUACAAGUUACACGAGCGGACGGAACAAUUCGAUGAGCAGCAAGGCACGCGCGGAGACCUGAUCAUUGGACUGAAGUUCGAGCUGCCGGAGACCGGGCCGCGCGCCAAGGGAACCCUUCACGUGCUGGUUAAGGAAGCCAAGAACGUCGUCGCCACCAAGCCGAACGGGCUGGCUGAUGUAUUUUGCAAGAGCUACCUCCUCCCCGAACGCGGCCGGCUCGCUAAACAGAAGACUGCCGUGUGCCGGCGCACGCUGAGCCCGCGCUGGGAGCACACGUUCACGUACCGCGGCCUCGCGCUGCAGGAGCUGGCCGCGCGCGCGCUGGAGCUCAGCCUGUGGGACCGCGACCGCCUCGCCUCCAACGACUUCAUGGGCGCCGUCAGACUGUCGCUGGGAACUGGAACAUACAUGGGAGCCAACGUAAAUUGGAUGGACAGUGUAGGCAAAGAAGUAUCCCUGUGGCAAGACAUGAUGCAGAACCCGAACAUCUGGGUCGAACGCUCGCUUCCCCUCCGACCACAACUCAACAAUUAAAUCAAUAAUAGGUGUACUUCCACCGUACAGGCUUAUACUUUGAUAUAGAUUUAGGUAACAUUUUCAAACAUCAUUUCAGUGUAAUUUUAGUACCUAAUGAAAAUCGAAUGAAUCAAUUGGGACCAAAAAUCAUGUCUUCUAUUUUUGAAUGCCUUUUUACCGAGUUUACAUUUUUCCUUUAUAGGGUUACCUAGGCUAACAUCUUACUAAGGACCAAUGUGCCAAUCGUGUAAAAUGUUAAUUUAUAUACAUUUUAUCCACCUACUUAGUAAUAUUGUCUUUCUGUACUUUUAUCUGUACUUCUUUUAUAUACUUAACCUUAAAGCUGUGUACCUAUUAUUUAGUGAUGAAUACUCUACAAAUACUUUAUAUUGUAUCUAUUUACUAAUCGAUUACAUUCCAACUUUGUGAUGAAUACUUUUAUAAUUGUAUAAGCGUAAGACUUUGAUGACAAUAAUAUUAAUUUCUACUAGUAACUGCCUGCUAGUAAAUACGGUUAAACAUUAAAUAAGUUAAUGCAUUUAAAAAUAGGUCUAUAUAUUAAGUUUAAUGUACAAAUUAAGUUCACAUGAGUUUCUAAGUAUCUGCUCAUGCAUAUUGUGAUCUAAUUAUACAUUUUGGAAAAUGUUGAAAAUAGUGUUGAAGUGUGAAUGUGUGUGAAAUGUUAAAAUUGUGAAUAAUGACAAAUAACUUGUCUACUUUAUAAUACUUAACGAUAUGGAGACGUCCAUAGUAUAUAAAAUAGCCUUAGUUUGCCUACUUAACGACGAUACAGAGUACUGUAGGUCCUGGUUUAUUUAAUAACUAUUUUUGUAUUAAUAUUGUCGAUGUGAGAAGCGAUAUAAAAUAAACAUUGAAUCAA